AUGCCCCGGCCCUGCUCCCCCCCUCCCCCUCCUUCCUCCUCCUCCUCCUCCUCCUCGUCGUCGGCGUCGUCCUCGCUGCUGCACGUGGAGUUCCCGCAGGUGCCGCCGGCGCUGCUGUCCAACCUGAACCGGCAGCGCCUGGAGGGGCAGCUGUGCGACGUCUCCAUCCGCGUGCAGGGCCGCGAGUUCCGCGCGCACCGCGCCGUGCUGGCCGCCUCCUCGCCCUUCUUCCACGACCAGCUGCUGCUCAAGAACCUGGACUCCAUCGAGCUGCCCGGCGCCAUGGACCCCGCGGCCUUCGCCGUGGCGCUGGGCUGCGCCUACACCGGGCGGCUGUCGCUGGCCCGCGGCGAGCUGCUGGGGCUGCUGACGGUGGGCAGCGUGCUGCAGAUGUGGCACAUCGUGGACAAGUGCACCGAGCUGCUGCGGGAGCCCGCCUCGUCAUCAUCGUCAUCAUCGUCAUCUUCGUCGGCAUCGGCGUCCUCCUCGUCCUCGCGGGUGCUGCCCAGCGAGCCGCAGUCCCCCAGCAGCACCAACGCGCUGGGCCCGGCCCCGCAGCCCCGCGUCCCGGCGGGAAAAGCGGGCAGCGAGGAGGAGGAGGACGAGGAGGAGGAGGAGGAGGAGAGCGAGGAAGGCCCGCGGGCCGCGCCCGCAAAGCCCUGGGUGCUGGUCAAGCGGCGCUGGCUGCAGGAGGACCUGGUGCUCACCUGCGAGGAGGAUGAGGAGCCGCUGGGAGGGGGAAAUCCCGGAAUUCCCGGCGGGAAUGAGGAGGGGGAGGGCGGGAAAGGGGGAAUCCUGCACGGAACCAGCGGAAUUCCGCAUGGAACCGAGGGAAUUGUGCACAGAACCGGCAGAAUUUUGCGUGAAAAUGAGGGAAUUGUGCACAGAACCGGCAGAAUUUUGCACGAAAACGAGGGAAUUUUGACCGGAAUGGGAAUUUCUCACGAGAACGAAGGAAUUUUGAUGGGAACCGCUGGAAUUUCCCACGAGAACCAGGGAAUUUUGCACAGAACCGGCAGGGUUUCACACGAAAACGAGGGAAUUUUAACUGGAAUCAGCGGGAUUUCGCACGGAAAUUCGGGAAUUUUGACCAGAACCGGCAGAAUUCGGGACGGAACGGAGGAAAUUUUGACCGGAACCAGCGGAAUUCCGCACGAAAACGAGGGAAUUCUAACCGGGCUCAGAGGAAUUCCACACAAAACCUCGGGAAUUUCGCACAGAACCUCGGGAAUUUCGCAGGAAAAUUCGGGAAUUUUGGCCAGAACCGGCAGGAUUCGGGACGGAACCUCGGGAAUUUUGCACAGAGCCGGCGGAAUUCCUGACGGAACCUCGGGAAUUUUGAUCAGGACCGGCAGAAUUCCACAGGAAAGCUCGGGAAUUGCAGGCAGAAGUUCAGCCCGGGCGGCGAACCCGCGCAGAGCGCCCCGCCCCCCGCGGGCAGGCCCCGCCCCCGGCCCCGCCCAGCCCGCACCUGCGGCCCAGGUGAGCUCGGCCAAGGUGUUCGUGUGCCACUGCGGGAAGGCGUUCUCGCACCGCAGCAUGCGCGAGCGGCACGUGAACAUGCACCUGGACCUGCGGCCCUUCACCUGCGCGCAGUGCCGCAAGCGCUUCAAGAUGAAACAUCACCUGACGGAGCACAUGAAAACGCACACCGGGCUGCGGCCCUACACCUGCGGCACCUGCCACCGCUCCUUCAUGUGGAGGGACAGCUUCGUCAGGCACCGGGGAGCCUGUGCGGGGACAGCCGGCACUGCUGAGUGACACCUGU
Molecule: messenger RNA, 1768 nt
Organism: Onychostruthus taczanowskii (white-rumped snowfinch)
Lineage: Eukaryota; Metazoa; Chordata; Aves; Passeriformes; Passeridae
Product: zinc finger and BTB domain-containing protein 22-like
Exons: 2
Coding region: 1-1761 (586 amino acids)
Biological process (GO): regulation of transcription by RNA polymerase II
Molecular function (GO): DNA-binding transcription factor activity, RNA polymerase II-specific; protein binding; RNA polymerase II cis-regulatory region sequence-specific DNA binding
Source: RefSeq, a predicted model, not a curated record